AUGGCGCGCUGGGGUCACCUGUCGCCGGAGGUGAAGACCAUGCAUAUUGCAGAGGACGUGAAGCUGGCGGCGGAGCUGGACAACGAGUUCGGGACGCUCGCGUUCGACAUCGAGCAGCGGAUGAUCGUCCUGGACAAGUACCUCCGCAUCCGCGUCGGAAAAUGGCUCCAGAAGCUGUCGUCGGUCCUCACCCGCCGGGUCCACUGGAAGCGCCUCCGCAACGACUACGCGAGGACGCUGAUCGAGUGCCUCAAGAAAGGCCGCAUGCAAGCGCCGUUCGACAAGUGCCCGCCGGAAGGUCCCCUGCCGGGGCUCGCCCCGUGGAUGGUGCACGGUGCCAAAGUUGCCACGUCGUCCGGGCGGCACACCUCGAAGGACUUCCCGGGCGGCACGAACGCCAUGGCAGUGCAGACCGGGCGUGCGGCGCGCAGGCUGUUCGGGGACGCCUCGGCCACGCGCGCGCUCGACCGGUACGACGGCCGGGAGCGCGGGACGAGCCCGUCGAUGAGCCCCGAGCAACUGACGUACCCGAAUCGCAUCCAGCUGGCAGACACGAGCUCCGCCUUUUCCGGGGGCGACGGCGUGGGCGCCGCGAAGACGAAGCGCGAGCUCGAGGCGCAGCUUGGCGCGAGCAGGGAGCGGACGAACGAGCUGGAGUGGAAGCUGCUGCGUGCGGAGCGGGGCGCGCGUGACGCACACGUCAAGCUGGCAGGGGCCGUCGGGGAGGCUGCGGCGCGGCGGGCGGUGCGUGAAGCGUCGUCGGACGACCCGUUGUGCCGCAACGAGAUUGGGCGCCUAGUCGACAAGUACGAGCGGAAGCACGACGCGAUGAAGGGCUCGCCGCUCGCCGUCAGGCUGUCCAAGUUCCGCCCGCGAUCGCUGUUCGACGUCGAGACGGCGGACAUGAGGAACCAGCAGGACCACGAGGACUGGGAGAAGGCGAUCCGCGAGUUCCGGCGUCAGACUGAGUAUCUGCGUCAGACAAUUGCGCAGAUGGGGUAG
Molecule: messenger RNA, 1002 nt
Organism: Pedinophyceae sp. YPF-701
Lineage: Eukaryota; Viridiplantae; Chlorophyta; Pedinophyceae
Source: the annotation of a GenBank genome assembly